Schizosaccharomyces octosporus yFS286 is the source of this 2743-nucleotide messenger RNA. RefSeq names its product transcription factor zf-C2H2 type. Gene Ontology annotation, cellular component: PcG protein complex; transcription regulator complex. The record is from RefSeq and is a predicted model, not a curated record. Gene Ontology annotation, biological process: regulation of transcription by RNA polymerase II. The coding region runs from base 752 to 2215 and encodes 487 amino acids. Gene Ontology annotation, molecular function: RNA polymerase II cis-regulatory region sequence-specific DNA binding; DNA-binding transcription factor activity, RNA polymerase II-specific. The transcript has a single exon. Lineage: Eukaryota; Fungi; Ascomycota; Schizosaccharomycetes; Schizosaccharomycetales; Schizosaccharomycetaceae.
CUUCUUCAUAACCCGCGAAAGUGCAUUCACCUUAAUAUAUCGUCGAUUAGGGAUUAAUCAAAUAUUUGAGAUCAUCCAUUUAAUUACAUAAAACCAAAAAUAAUUUAAUAAGAAUACCGCUUGUGAAUUCGCACAUACUCUUCAUUCAGAGCAGUUAGCUAUUUCUGUUGCCUCCCCUAGUCAAUUUCCGAUUGCUUCCCUAAGCCUAAUUAUCUAUUGUUUAAUUCAUUCAGCUUUGUUUUUUUUGGCCAUUUUAAAAGAACUUUCUUCAAAAGUUCGCCAUUCGUUUUCAAAAGACGAUAAUUAAGUCCCUGUAUCUCAUUUGAGGAUUAAGUGGUUUUUUUUUGGGUUUUGGGAGAAAAAAAGGAGUCGCAACACUAUUUAUUUAUAUUUAUUUUCUAUUUUUUUUUUAGUUUUUCUGAUUCAUCAGUCCUAGUGGAGGAAAAGUAAACUUGCAUCCGUUAGGAUAGCAAAUCAACCUGUUUUUGAAUCUUCGUGGGUCAAAUCAAUAUCCCUUUUUAUAUUAUAUUAUUCCUGUAUUUAAAAAAACACACGCUGGAGGUGUAUUUUUUUAAAUAGGAAUUCCUCUUCUACCUUUUUCCUUGCUUUUGCAAAGUCUAUUCCAUCUUGUCCCUCAUUUUUUCCUGCAAGGCUUCGCAAGGCUGCUGAAAAACAGUCGAAAAUCUAUCUUUUACAUUUUUCAGCAUAAAAUUUGUUUUUUUCGUCCGUAUCCUUUGGUGCACGGUGUACAAUGUCAUCGGAAACUUCUGCCGCCGAACAUACCAAUGGAGCACAGGGCUCUACAUCAACGACUCUCACAAAUCCUUCCUCUAAUGUGAAUACUGCAAAUAAUCAGCAGUCGUCCUCAGUUCCUCCUCCUUGCCCGUACCCUCAUGUUGGCCCUUCUUUUGUACGUCCCAACACUCAGUCUAAUCCUGAUGAAGCCCAAAGACGGUCUCAAGUCAAUCAUUAUAAAAAUAAUCUUGAAAAUGUUGUCUCGACAAUGCCAGGUUCCUCUGUUCCUCUACCCAAAGGUUCAUUAGAUCCAUCGGCGAACAAUUCUCUUUGUUGUUGCACCACUGUUCAUGGUCAUCCUCACAUACCCCCUACUCUUAUUAACCCUUCCUCUUCUCAAUAUAGACUUCCUCCUAUUUCCACCAUAUUGGGAGGAUCUAUGACGGAUCCUGCGAUCAUGGCAGCCGCUGCCGCUUCAUCUCCUCAUUGUCAUCCUCCCAACUCCACCUCACCAGAUAUACCGCUUCCUCCAGGUUUUCUUUCUCCUUACAACCCUUUUUCCUAUGCGUAUUUUCUUGCAAAAGCAAAUGAAGCGGCUGCCGUUGCUGCUGCUCAUCAACACCGUCCUACCAGUUCGACUGAUCAGCAUCCUCAACCCUCACAACACCCACCACACGUCGACCCAGUAACCCAAUCUGCAGUUCCUCCAACUACGAACCCUUGCUCAGCAGUUCCAUCACACCAUACGAAUAAUAGCUUUCUAACGUUUCCUUUUCAACCUCCUUAUCUCCCGUUUGUAUGUCCUGGUUGUGCACAAAAUCAGCAAAAUCGUCUAAACCCUCAUCCAAAUAAUGAUGGUUUUGUUCGUUGCCCCGCUCCUUCAGAGCAUGAAUCGUUCGUUUCGCGUAACGAGACAGAAACACAAGAAUCGACGAAUGGUUCCAGGACAAACGAAGCAGAUCAUCAAUCUUCUGAGAAUACCUCUAAUCGAACUGUGGACAUGAGUCAUUUCGGAUUAACACCUGAGGUUCAUUCCUUAUCUCGAAAUGGGCUUGUCCCCGAAAACACAUCUACAGCCUCGCAUUCGGGAUAUUCAAACUCAAAUGGAUUUCAUGAUGCUAUUCUCUCUGAACUUUCUGCUGCGGCUACCCUUGCACAAAACGGUUCUAAUAUCAGUGGAGCUUCUGAUGGGAAAAGUCAAUCUAACAAGGAUCCGUCGGCCAUUGAAAAGAGAGUCCAUAUUGCAAGGAGGCAUUCGAAUACUCGUAAAUCAAAUCAACAAAGCGCUGCAAUUUCAAGUUCCACUGUUCGAUAUCGUUGCACGGAGUGUCUUCAAGGGUUUUCAAGACCGUCCAGUUUGAAGAUUCAUACUUAUUCCCAUACUGGUGAGCGUCCAUUUGUCUGUGAUUAUGUAGGUUGUGGAAAAGCUUUCAAUGUCCGCAGUAAUAUGCGUCGACAUCAACGUAUUCAUGGUGCGUAAGGCUACCCUGAUUUGACGUCCAUGAUUUUACUGUACAAUAGGUUAUCAGUUCCUAUUUAUGUUUCUUUUUUAUUUUAUUUUAUUUUGGUUUUUAUUUUUAUUUUAUUGUCUUAUGAUACUAUGGAAUGGUUUUGAAAGAAUAUUCGCCAUUAAUAAGUGGUGAAUCGAACGUAUCAAAUGUCUUUUUACCUGUCCGUACUGGUAAUAAAGUCUUUGACUUGUCUAUGUAAUCUACUAUCUUUAACAAGGUGAAUGAAGGAAAAGUGACUUGCGUAUGAUACCUCUAAUAUUUAUACUCGAAGAGAGAAAAGAGAAAAGAGGAAUCAUGCGUCGUAUCUCACUUAAUAUUAAUUGGGACUAUUCUAAAGGACCCAUAUUCAUAUAAUUCACAAAGUAUUUAUUAAUGCACUAGUUCUCGCUGUUGAAUUAUUUGAUUUGCAUGAACAGCAAUGUAUUUGUUUUCUCUUGUUUUUACUUUUUUUUUAAUUUUUAAUAAAUAGAAUACUAACGAUACUUUAUUUUGCCAUA